GGUUUAUCGAUGUAUGAUAUGUGAUGUGAUAUAUGAGACAAUACCUGAGGUUCAGAUCCACUAUCAGACCAAACAUAUCGAUCAGGAUUUGCAAAGUACUUCGACUAAUCAUCCAAACCAUACGACAAACACCUCUUUGUCGCCAAAUCCUAAAUCUAUGACAACAAAUGUCUCAUUUUUUGGAUCAUUGCAUUCAUCCACUGAUUCCAGUUGGGAAGACAUGCCCGACCCACCAGCCCCUCAAACACUCACAUUUGACGUGCCCUCAGGUCUGAAGACAUUACAGCAACAGUUUGAGACCACAACCAAAGUGGUGAACCAGAAGCCCAAGAAAGGCAACAAACCUUUGGCUUCGGGUAAUCCUAAAGCAAAAGCAACCUUCAAGUCGAAAGUUUUGGGACAAACCAGUGGUUCAUCAAUUAAGUCAGGCUUUAUAACAUGUGAAAUAUGUGGGGCCACCAAGUUCUACAAAUACACCCAAAGGAGGUUUGGAGUGUACAGUUGUGUCGGGUGCGCUAAGUUCUACACCAAAUAUCUAGUAAAGCCCGUCUCCUAUAUGUGCGAAAAUCUCGGCAAAUGCAAUUUGAAAGUCAGUGAAUGCGAGCCGAAUGGCAGGUGUAAGGCCUGUCUCAUUCAUAAAUGCAAAUCCAAAUUCAUAAUCGAUUCGAAAAAAUUGACAAAUUAUUCAAAAAUGAGUUCAAUAUUGGCUCACAAUCGCAACAAAAAGGCAUUGAAUGAAAACAAGACUAAAAUGAACGCAAAACCCAUGCCUUCGAGAGAGACGAAUAGAAACAUCAAACAGAAGACAUUGAAUGCAAUGACCGGUGAAUUGAAAUCCAGAAGUCAUUUGAAUACUUCAAAGGCUAAAUCAGAUACCGAGGGCUCGACUCCUAACAAAUCAAACACUUUGUCCUCAAACAGGAAACUUAAAUCCGACAAAACUAUGAAAACUGUUCACAAGAAUACUAAUGAAAAGGUUUUAAACCAAGUGAAAAGGGGUGUGAAUACAAGCGCUGCAACUAAAACAGCCGUCAAUAAGAUAUCGGUUUCCAAAAGAAUCCGAAGAAAUACAUUGAAUUCGAGCGAUAAGUUCAUUGAGAAGCGGACUCGAAGUCAAUCGUGUCGUAAGUGCUUCGGAAUGAAAGGCAUUAAGAGUUGUGGCAAUUGUGGCAAAGAAUCCAGUGUUGGGUUCAAGUAA
Messenger RNA from Oppiella nova, 1198 nucleotides. The record is from the annotation of a GenBank genome assembly. Lineage: Eukaryota; Metazoa; Arthropoda; Arachnida; Sarcoptiformes; Oppiidae.